This is a messenger RNA of Ciona intestinalis (vase tunicate), 1240 nucleotides long. The record is from RefSeq and is a predicted model, not a curated record. Lineage: Eukaryota; Metazoa; Chordata; Ascidiacea; Phlebobranchia; Cionidae.
CUUGUGUUGAACGCUCUGUGUGGUUUUAGGUUCUUUACAGUGUUGUUUUUAGUACAAAACGAAGUUUUCAUUGUUAGUGUGCAAGCUUAUUAUUUUUAAACGCCUAACAUAUUUUUUGUUGCUUUUUGUAGCGACUUUGUGAAACGUAAUUUACGUAUGGUCUUAUACAGUAAAGGUAUACAAGCAGACGAAGCACGGAAGCAGUAUAACUUGAUUAACACAGCAAGUCCGAUACCCACAGCAAGCCAUGUCCUCCCGGUGGAUGGGCGUUUUGCAGCAAAGGCAAGCAAGUUUGUCAAAGAGUGAUACUACAUGUCAGAAAUGUUUACAAAAAGGCCACUGGACUUAUGAAUGCAAGAAUCCACGUGCUUAUGUGCAUAGAACAUCUCGCACACAAGAAUUGAAUAAAGCUUUAAAAAGAAAAGCAGCAAACCAAGAGAACACAAUAAAAAGGAGGAAAAGAUCAUCUUCUGUAAGUAGCGACUCUUCUUCUGACAGCAGUUCCUCCUCAUCAAGUUCCUCUUCUUCUUCAUCAGGAUCAGGGUCAUCAGGAUCCUCAGAUUCCGAUUCCAGCUCAGGGUCAUCCAGUGAUGGAGGGGAUGACUCUUCUUCUUCUUCGGGAUCGUAAUUCUUGUUGUUUGCAAACACUUUUAUAUAAGCAAGAAGAUGGAUUCAUUUUAUAAAUGCAGGAGUGGCAGUAACAGUUACACUUUCAAAAUCUGCUAAAAAAAUCUCAUACCUUUGGGUGUAAUCAAAGACGUAUUCUAACAGGGGUUGGAGCCGGACCCCUUCUUUUUCUAAACAAAAAGGCACGGGGACCUACGAUUUAGGCCAGAGCUAUUCUCAAAAUGGUGAUGUCUUAUAGUCAGAUGUCAUCCAUCAUUUAAAUAUUUCAUUUAUUGGUCCAACAAAAUUUCUAAAUUUGAAGUAUUCUCAGGAUAUUUUCAUGUCAUUUUAGUUCUUAUAUUUUGAAACAUUGUUUAUGUCUUGCCCUCUGUGUUAAAUUUUACACUAAAUCAUAGAAUUGAGAAUUGCAUGAUGUGACUUAUCUGCUUUGCAUAUUUGUAUAUAUUUUUACAAAUUCUUGGCUUUGUAAUUUCAUUAUGAGACUUGAACCUACUUCUACUUAUGUCAUUGUUUUUAUUUUCUUGCUGCCGUAGUGCCAGUUUAAUAUGCAAAAUGCAAUGUGUUUAUGGCCAACCAACAUAUUGAACAAUUUUUACCCCAAUUUUUCUUCUAG